This is a messenger RNA of Dendronephthya gigantea, 1710 nucleotides long. RefSeq lists its product as uncharacterized. Bases 1 to 1710 code for a protein of 569 amino acids. The transcript is spliced from 2 exons. Lineage: Eukaryota; Metazoa; Cnidaria; Anthozoa; Malacalcyonacea; Nephtheidae. Gene Ontology annotation, biological process: DNA integration. The record is from RefSeq and is a predicted model, not a curated record. Gene Ontology annotation, molecular function: nucleic acid binding.
AUGUUGUAUCGCGAAAUCUGCGAAACCCAUCUUGCGUGGGAAAGUGAACUCCCAGAGGAAUUGAAGAAACGUUGGAUGAAAUGGCACUCGCAAAUGCCAGAACACUUCUCGGUUCCGCGAUCGUUAGUACCACGUUAUCAACCAGUGUUGUCAAUAUCAAUCCAUGCAUUCGGAGAUGCAAGCAAGAAUGGGGUGUCUGCCGCCGUGUAUGCCGUGGUUGAACAGCAGGAAACGACGACACAAGGGUUAGUGUGUUCCAAGUCUCGACUGGCGAAGCGUGAUCUUACGAUUCCACGUUUGGAGUUGGUAGCAGGGCAUAUGGCGGUCAAUCUUGGGUCUAAUGUCGAAAGAGCAAUUGGCAUUGAGAAGGUAUCCGGGGUACAUUGCUGGUUAGACUCCACCGUGGCAUUGUACUGGAUCAAUGGCCAAGGCGAGUACCGUCAAUUUGUCGCCAACAGACUGAAGAAGAUCCAAGAGCACGAGCGCGUUAAAUGGCACCAUGUUCCCACUCACGAGAAUCCAGCAGAUCUUGGGAGUCGUGGGGGAACGAUCGACGAAAACGAGUUUUGGCAGCGUGGACCAGCAUGGCUUAGUGAUCCAAGCAGAUGGCCCCCGCAAGUCACGCUCACAGCCAACGAAAGGGUGAAAGAGGAAGCGAAACGAGAGCGGAGUCCCCAAGUCCUGACGACAUCUAAUAAAUCUGCAGAUAGUUUCGACGAGCUAAUCAGCAAAUUCUCCUUACGGAAAACCCUGAGAAUGGACCUUUUGCAGAAUAGACCAACUUUUGAAUUAGGCAGCAAAAAGGAAAUUUCCGAAAAGUCCAUUGGAGCAUGGAUCCACAGAUUCCUAACAAACUGUAGAAGUCGAACUGACAAAGUGAGUGGCCCACUCAAAACACAAGAGAUUGAAAGGCAAAACUUAUGGUGGAUCCAGAAAACCCAACGCGAAGCACAACGCAGUGGGGAAAUCGACAAAGACAAGAUACAACUCAACCUGCAACCAAACAUAUCAGGAAUCUUGGAGUGUAGAGGAAGAAUCGAAGGGGAAUACCCGAUAUACUUGCCAGAGAAUCAUGUCUACACGCAGAAACUUGUGGAAAAAACGCAUCUUUCCACACUCCAUGGAGGAGUAGCCGCGACCAUGUCCAAAGUUAGAGAGCGUUAUUGGAUCCCAAAACUACGCCAGCUCGUGAAGAGAGUUAGAAGGAAGUGUUACGGGUGUAUUAAGUUUCGCACCCAAGCCUACAACAACCCACCACCUGGAAACCUCCCACCUACCCGGACUGACGGCUCUGCACCAUUUCAAGUCCUCGGAGUGGACUUCGCUGGCCCAAUUCAGUGCAAGACGAAAGCGAACGCAGUCAGAAAAGCCUAUUUGGUCCUGUACGGCUGUAGCUUGACAAGAGCAGUGCACCUCGAGCUGUUGAGAUCUCUGGAAGUUUCUGAGUUCCUACCGAGUCUAAAGAGACUUAUAGCACGACGCGGACGUCCUGAGAUAAUAUAUUCGGACAACGCAAAGACCUUCAAAGCUGCGAAGAAGUGGUUGAGCAAAGUACAAAAGGGAGAAAAUCUACACGCGUUCCUGACAGAUCGUUCAAUCAAAUGGAGAUUCAACCUCAGUCGGGCCCCUGGUGGGGGGGGGGGCAGUUUGAACGGCUCAUUGGACUAUUCAAGCGAGCCUUUUACAAAACCAUUGGGAACGGCAACCUAA